This is a messenger RNA of Trifolium pratense (red clover), 541 nucleotides long. RefSeq names its product putative phytosulfokines 6. The transcript is spliced from 3 exons. Gene Ontology annotation, cellular component: extracellular region. NCBI's taxonomy places the organism in Eukaryota, Viridiplantae, Streptophyta, Magnoliopsida, Fabales, Fabaceae. Gene Ontology annotation, biological process: cell population proliferation. The coding region runs from base 43 to 321 and encodes 92 amino acids. The record is from RefSeq and is a predicted model, not a curated record. Gene Ontology annotation, molecular function: growth factor activity.
UUUAUUUUCCUUUGAUUCCUCUCUAUAGCAAAGCUAUCUCCAAUGAAGCAUCAAAUUCUCUUACUUUUCUCUCUUCUCAUUCUUUCUUCUUUUUUUGCUUCUGCUCGCCUUCUUGUACCACAAAAAGUUUCAAAACAUGGUGAAAAGGAAUUAAAGAUCAUUGGCAACACUAUUGCUCAAUCAUCCGCAGAAAUGAAAGAAGAUAUGGAAGAACUGAUGGGAUUAGAGGAGUGUUAUGGAAAUGAGGAAGAAUGCUCUAGAAGAAGGAUGAUUGCAGAAGCCCACUUGGAUUAUAUCUACACCCAACACCAUAAGCCUUGAAUCAAUCUAAUGUGCUGUUCACCUUAGUUCAAAUGCAGUGUUACAAUUGAACAUAUGAGUCCCUAAUGUAUAAUAAAGUAUUAAAUCCAAUAAUUAUACAUGAAAGGUGUAUCCAUGUUCUGUCCUUCAGUUGUGAAGGUUGUUUAAUAUGUAAAUGGUUCAAUUUUAUUAGGGUUAUACCUAGUUAUAUACUGUAAGUGAAUGGAAUGAUUUCUGGGUC